Pieris macdunnoughi is the source of this 2157-nucleotide messenger RNA. Lineage: Eukaryota; Metazoa; Arthropoda; Insecta; Lepidoptera; Pieridae. The record is from the annotation of a GenBank genome assembly.
AUGCGGCCGAUAUUACCCCUUCUCAGCAUAUGCUUCACGCUGCUCUCGAGUGGUACUUCAAGUGGAGAUGAUAGAAGAUGGCUGGUAUCCUUAAUAGACCUGGUAGAGUUGGACUAUCAGGACCAAUGUGGGCAGCGAGCCACUGCAGCGUGGGACGAACUCACUGGAAGUAACAAAGGGUUGUCUUUAAAGUUGGAACGCGACAAGGCCUUUGGGAUCUUCUCACGCCAGCAAAAGACUGAUGUAAAAUCUGCCUUCAACUCCCACACGCUGACAGCUGAUGAUGACAUCCUGCGAAGGAGAGUUAAGCUGCUGCUGCAGCCUGGUGAUUCUCUUUUGGAAACUGAACAGUGGAUUCGGCUGGUGACAUUUGCAGACACCUCACUCAACCACAUCCGAUUCGCUCCGGAUUACGAAUGCGGCACAAAUAAUUGUACUUUAAGAGAAUUACAGAACAAUCUAGCACGAGAACAAGAUGAGCAAAUCCUCAAGCGAAUGAAAGAGUCAUGGGAGAAGAAGCUACCAGACUUCAACGAUUAUUUAGAUAACAUUCUACCAUUACUAAGGAAUGCUUCUAAAGAAAACCUGUAUGACUCUGUGGAGGAAUACUGGGACGCCCUCACAGAGUAUGAAGGCGCAACGUUGAAGGCUCGUGAGAUCUGGGAUCAUGUGAAGCCAUUAUACACGAAGCUGAACAAAUAUGUCGCUUUAAGACUGAAGGGGGCAGACGCUGUUGGGAAACCAUUGCCAAUUCAUUCACUAAGGUCCCUGACCGGGGAUGACUGGUCAAAUUUAAUUGAGAUUUUACUACCUAAACAUUCGGAUAUUUACCAGAAGGUCUAUGCCAAUUUGCAUGUUAUGGACAUGGGUGGCUUGAACGCAUACAGAGAAGCCGAGAAAGUCAUAAACCAUCUUAACUUUGGUGAAAUACCCUCAGAAAUAAUAAAUGAAUCAGACUACAACGGUACUUGCCCAUCGACAAUUGUUGACUGGUGCCAGCCAAAUAAACUGAAACUUGUUACUUGCAAGGAUGUUAGUAUAUCCAAUUACAUGGAAGCUCAUGAGAUAGCUAUGAAAUUAAAGUACAAACUGAUUGCUGCUACGCACAGUAACAAUACAUAUGCACUAAGAGAAGCCCCCAGAUACUCAGCUGUCUACGAGGCUAUUCCAGGCUUUGUUUCACUAUUAUCAAUGACUCCACAUACUCUGGACCGCGCUGGGUUAUAUUCUCUGGAAAGGUUUAACUACAAUCCAAACUACCACCGCCUUGUGCUACAGCUCAUGAUUGCUUUGCGUGAUUUACCUAGAUUGAACUUUUACAUGGCGGCAGAUGAAUGGCGUCUCCAGGUAUUGAUGGGAAAGGUUCCUUUUGCAAAAAUUGCAAGCAGCUGGAGCGAGUUCCGGAAAAAUUUCUCUCUUAUCGAGUCUUCCAAUAUUGAUAUUUUGGGAGACCCUUACGUCCUUAUGAAUAAACCACAUGUAGGAAAAUUCAUGGGGUUGAUUCUGAAGUAUCAAGUAUAUCAAUCAUUUGCUGAAGAACUGAUGUCAGAUGAUGAUGAUUUGGUAGAACAUGUUGCGGAAAAUAACCAACGACUAAUUGAUACAAUGAUGCACGGUUACGCCUUUGUCUGGACCGAAAUGGUCAGCGAUCUACUUGCUAAACGUGAAAAUGGUCUAGAGUACACAGGCCUUACAGAUUACUUCAGACUCUUAGACGAAUAUCUUGAUAACCAGUUAGAUCCAACCAGUGAAAACACUUUUGAAGAAUACAUAGAUCCACCAACAGAGGCUGAUAAUGAAAACGAAAUAGUUGAUGAAAAUAAGGAAAACAAGGAACCAGAUUAUGAAGAUAAUGAGGAUCAGCAAAAAACACAUGAUGAUAUAAAUGAAAAUAUCAUCGAAACUGAAGAUGAGUCUCAUGCAAAGUCCGGAAGCGAGGCAUCUACAGUUGGAGUGCUUGAAAUCAAGAAUCCUGUCGCAGCUUCAGAUCCGAAUGAAAACAUUAAUCCUAAGGAAGCAUCUUACAAUGUAUAUUGGUGGAUAGGCAUUGCUGUAGCGAUAGCAGUUGUUAUUGUACUCGUUGCUAUUGUAGCAAGAAAGCGCCACAAUCACAGAAAACAGUUAGAACGCCAAAGACGACAGAACUCGUCCGCCUGA